AGGAGCAAGGUCUCUUUUCCCAUACUGAUAAACACCUGACUGCAUCCAGUCCACACAUCCCCACUGUCUGGUAGCAUCAUGUGGGUUCUUGAUAAGAUCCGUGGUUCAGUGGAGACUGGCGUGCUGCGACAGACGGAGAAUGGAGACAAGAAAGGUGUCCCCUACAGCAAUGUCCUCACCCCAGACAAAAUCCCAGACUUUUUUAUUCCCCCAAAGCUGGUCAGCUGUCCUCCUGAGCCUGAGGUUCCCAAUGUGAAGCCCAAAGAGUGCAUGCAACCAUCCACAUCUGAGCAGACCAUAGGCAGUGGGAAGAAAAUCAGCACUCCUCGAAGCCCACGUCUGGUGGCCAAGAUUGCAGGAGACACAAAGAACCUGCUGAGAGCAGCAAACCGACACAUUAUACAAAUCGAAAGUGCAGAUGAUGUUGUGGCUGGAGACACCAAUGCAGACCCGCAGUCACAGACGGCGAUGUCUCUGCCCUACGUCCCCAAGACACAGACGUCAUAUGGCUUUGCAACGUUGAAGGAAAGCCCCCACACGCGCCGCAAAGAGUCCCUGUUUCACUGCGAGCUCACCAGUCCCAUCACCUCCCCGAAUACGCAGAGGAAGACUACGGGCAAAAGCAGCGAGGCAGGAAACCACUUGAAUCCAGCAGACUUCAACACCUCUCACAUGAAUCCUUACCGAUACUUCAGCGGUGGAGAGAGUGACACCUGCUCCUCGGCUGAGUCCUCUCCCUUCAGCUCUCCUCUGCUCUCCCGCUCUGCGUCUCUUCUCAAGAUCUUCACACAUGAGACGCAGGCCAAAGUGGUGAAGGUCAAGCGGACUUUUGCCCGCCACAGCUCGCUGUCCACGGAUGAGUGCAGCUCCGCUGAGCCGAGCCCCAAUAUUCAGCGCCGGCUACACAUCCCCUCCCUGCAAGGCGGCGCCGGCGCUUCUGACCACAGCGUUCAUCGGGAGCAUACCAUCAAACUGCACAAGGGAGGGACGGUGAGGAUCAGCGCGAACUACGACUCCAGCACCUCCCGUCUGCUCAUCCGCGUCUUUGCGGCAGAAAGUCUUUAUGACAAGCACUUUGACAUAAAGAGCAUCAACUGCUGCGUGUCCGUCUACCUGAACCCCGGCAAGCUGCAGAAGCAGAGGAGCAACAUCAUCAAGAACAGCCGCAACCCCAUCUUCAACGAGGACUUCUUCUUUGACUCCAUAAGUUCGAUUCAGGUGAAGAACCUGUCUGUGAAGUUCAAGGUUGUGAAUAAAGGCACCAGCCUCAAGAGGGACACGCUGCUGGGCGAACGAGAGGUGCCUCUGACAAAGCUGCUUUCAGGGCUGUAAAGCUGCGCGACCCGGAGGU
Molecule: messenger RNA, 1351 nt
Organism: Salarias fasciatus (jewelled blenny)
Lineage: Eukaryota; Metazoa; Chordata; Actinopteri; Blenniiformes; Blenniidae
Product: C2 calcium-dependent domain-containing protein 4C
Exons: 2
Coding region: 79-1332 (417 amino acids)
Source: RefSeq, a predicted model, not a curated record